UUCACUGGUAAACCGGAAACUGUGCGUUUGUGCCGAAAUCCUGCCGCUGUUCAUGUUUUGUUUUAGUGAGAAUAUAAAAAGAGAGUUUUAUUAAGAUUUUUCCAAUGAGGAUAACUCUGUGGCGAUGUCGAGCAGUGAUGUAAUCGGGCCCGCCCUGCCUCCGGGACUGAGAGAGAGCAGAAGUGAUGAGUCAGAUGAAGAAGACAGGGUCAUAGGUCCAGCGCUGCCUCCUCUGUAUAAACCGGUUGAGUCCACCAGUUCAUCAGAAGACAGCGAUCAAGAGGUUGUUUUCAAAAGAGCCAAAUACUCAGGAUCUGGAGAUGCUCCGUCACCAAACAGAUCUCACAGAGAGGAUCAAGCAGCUAGAAAGCCUAGCGUGGAAGAUGAUGAUGGCUUCUUUGGUCCAGCUCUGCCUCCUGGAUAUAAAAAGCACGAGAUCUCACCUGAACGGCCACCGGUACUUGGACCUGCACUGCCUCCAGGCUUUAAAAAGCAGGAUCAUGACGAGGAUGCAAAGGAGGAUGAUGAGGCCAUAGGGCCAGCACUACCGCCAGGCUACAAAGCAGACUCUUCCAGCAGUGAAGGAGAGGAUGACGCAGUCGUUGGACCCAUGCCAGUGAAAGAGGCAGCUAAGAGCUCUGUGGCGUUAGACUUUGAGAGAAGGGCGAAGAGGAUGAAGGACAAACUCAUGGGGUUGGAUAAUGAACCUGAAGAACUGAAGAGGGAGAGCUGGAUGACAGAGCUGCCGCCCGAGCUGCAACACAUUGGGCUGGGCGCACGCACCUUCAAGAAGAGAUCCGGCCCUGAGGAUAAAGACCGGUCUAUCUGGACAGACACACCUGUAGACCGCGAGCGCAAAGCCAGGGAAAAACAAGAAGCAAAAGAGAAGGGUCUGCCAGCCAAAGAGGAAGGCCCUCGUCUCUCCCAGAAAGACCUAGACAUGGCUGAAAAAGUGUCCAAGUACAAUGAGUCUAAGAGAGGUGAAUCUCUCCUGAGCAUGCAUACUAAGAAAAUGAAGAGGCAGGCUGAGGAGGACUCUGAACAGCCUGUGGAGAGGAGGCCCUUUGACAGAGACACUGACCUGCAGGUCAACCGCUUCGACGAGGCUCAGAAGAAAGCUUUGCUGAAGAAGUCUCAGGAGCUAAACACUCGCUUUUCACACAGCAAGGACCGGAUGUUCCUCUGAGGAGGAACCAUUAUGAUGUUGACGAGGAGUGUUUAAAGGGUCAACCAAACCAGUGCGAACUAUUGUGGCUGUGAUUGAUUCGUUAUUAGCACCGUUUAUCUGAACUGUCCAUUCAAAGAUUAGCCGGUUAGUGCUGAUUACUGUGGGUACUGAAGAUGGAAAGGUUCAUUUAUUAUGAGCGCUGUUUGGUGAGGCAGCUCUCUGAAAACAGCUGUGUUUAAGGAUUAGCUAAAUAGUACUAGUGAAUGUUGUAGGUUAUGGAAAGGCAGUAACAUUCUUUCAUUAGUCAAAAAGUGCUUUAUUUAGCUUUCAUUGGCCAAACAGUGCUAAUGUAAAAUGAUGUAAAUGUCACACAUUAUCUCAGUUUUAGAUUUGCAGUUUAAUGCCCAUGUUUAAUAUUUAUGCUCAAAAAUUGAGACCUGCAAAGAAAUGGAACAAUAUGAAAGGAAAAAUAUUCAUACUGAAAGUUGUUGGUGGUGAUGCUAUAAAAUUGUACAGGGAUAUUUUCUGUGUUUGGUGUUUUGAGAAUAUCGAGUUGAUUUGUAACCGUUUUUUAAUUGAUUUCAAACAUUCUUUUGUGUUCAUCUUAUGUGUUUAGUCACCAUCUGACUUGGAAUAAAGAAAUAUUUCAACAUA
This is a messenger RNA of Pygocentrus nattereri (red-bellied piranha), 1822 nucleotides long. It is a transcript of the gene gpalpp1, whose product is annotated as GPALPP motifs containing 1. The coding region runs from base 125 to 1186 and encodes 353 amino acids. The transcript has 7 exons. NCBI's taxonomy places the organism in Eukaryota, Metazoa, Chordata, Actinopteri, Characiformes, Serrasalmidae. The record is from RefSeq and is a predicted model, not a curated record.